Molecule: messenger RNA, 4745 nt
Organism: Mizuhopecten yessoensis (Yesso scallop)
Lineage: Eukaryota; Metazoa; Mollusca; Bivalvia; Pectinida; Pectinidae
Exons: 11
Coding region: 319-2790 (823 amino acids)
Biological process (GO): nucleotide-excision repair
Cellular component (GO): nucleus
Molecular function (GO): DNA endonuclease activity; single-stranded DNA binding
Source: RefSeq, a predicted model, not a curated record
UCACUUCACGUUGAGUGUUCGAUACGCAUGAGUGCAUUAGGCUUACGUGUCGAUUUUUCCUGCGAACUUGAUUUUAGUGGACUUGACGGUUAUUUUUCGUACCGAAGCCUCUCAGUUGGCCUUGUAUGUUUGUCUACCGCAAUGUGAAGUUUAACCACACACUGUGUACUUGUAUAACAGGAAUGUCAGUUACGCACUACGACCUUGGAUAAGAUGCUGGCAUGAGUGUUCGCUGAUGUGGAACCGUCAACACUAGAGUGACUGACAGUCUUGUUAUAGACUAAAAUUUAACAAGUAGGAAAGCACACACAGAGGUCAAUGGGUAAUGCUAAUAGUUCUGGAGGAGGUUUGGUUGUCGGAGAAGAUCAGGAUCUUCCUGAAAUUUAUGAAGUUUUGACAUACGAGGAUGAUGGUUUUGGUGUAGAGGAAGAUGAAGACAGUCUAGAGGAAGAAUACAAAGAAUGUGACGACGAGGGAGACUCCGACGGAGAGGAGAGAGAGUCUAAAGGAGAAGAGAGAGAGGGAGAGGAAAAAGAAGGGGAUACACAGGCUGAUCAGGGAGAAAAACAGCUCCUAGAGGAUCAGCAAGGAGCGAAACAGAAACAACAGCUCACCAAGGAACAGCAAGAUGUCAACAGCAGAAAGGAUAAGGCUGUCAGUGGCUACAUCUAUUCUGGGAUAGACCCCACCAUUGUGUCACGUCUGAUUCGUGAGGUGGAGGAACUACUCACACAUGUGACUAACGAAAACUUCGAAGCGGCCCAGAAUGCAGCACUCAUAUUGAAGGAGACCAAUUUAGGGUCUUUAGCAGAAGGAAUGAGCAAAUCAAUAGAGCGACAACAGAGAUCCUACUACGAUGGAAAUAUCCCUUCAAACAGGAAGUCAGGUUCUCGUCUUCAGGGUCCUAGAAUUGAUGUUGGGUCAAGAAAACAAGCUUAUCGUCAGGGAAACACACCAAAUAGGUCAUCAGCUGAUCUCACCAAACUUCCACCAAUCAAUGGUUUCCGCAACGAAAAACCAGACAGUCGGGAGACGGGAUCAACUGUUGUGUUUACAGAUGGUGGCGGAGAUACAUCCCCCAGCAAAGGUCAGCAUGGAGGUCAUGUAUCACGCCCUCCGUAUAGUCCGACAAAAAUGUCUGUUUCCAAGGACAAAUCCCCUGCCAAGGAUCAAAGGUCAGGGGUCACAUGUAAUGACAUUGUGGCCAUGACCUCAAACUAUGUUCCAAGUGAUGACAAGUCCACCAUCAGAGAUCAAAGGUCAAAUAUUGCAUCAUUGGUCAAUUCUGUCCAGCUUGAAGACAAGCCACAAGAUGAUGAAAGGUCAAAGUUCAUCAGGGAUCAAAGGUCAAGUAUACCAUCAAUGAUUCCUUCAUUUCAAAUGGAUGCCAAAACAAAAGAGGAAAGGUCAAAGGUGAAGGAACAAAGGAAAAGUUUGAUUCCAUCAUUCUCCAGUGAGGAUAGGUCAAGGUCAAAGGAUUCCAAAUAUAGCUCAAGUAACAAUCAUGGCGAGGAGGGAUCGAAGGUUGAGGCGGUGAAGGCAGAGGUGGGAAAACCUGAACCAACAAAGACAGAGCCUAAAACCUUGUCACCAAAGAAAACAGUUGAAGGGGUGGAACCAGAAGUUGGGGAGUUCAAGUCAGAAAUAGCAUGGGACGUUGAUGUAUCUGACAUCACCCCUAGCAGGAAAAUCAGGAAACCAGUGUUAACAAGUUCUCAAACGAAGGUAGACGACUCUAGCCCUUACAUCCCUUCAAGUGUGAAAGUGACUGAGGAGCAGAUCUGUGCUAGGAAAGUUUUUGAUAUGAAACGAUGGGUGUGCGUGAGUCGACCACAGUACAGCAAGUCAUGUGGAAUUACCUCCCUUGUCUCCUGUUGGAACUUCCUAUUUAGUUUACUGGGUAACGGAAGUCUAGCACCUAUCACCCAGGAAGAGGCUCUCACCAUUCUUGGGUUCAAACCACCAUUUGACGAGAUCAGAUUUGGGCCGUUCACUGGAAACGCAACCUUAAUGACAUGGUUCAAGAAGCUAAACGACCACUUUAAAGUGCGUGGGCAGAGCUACUUUACAUACAAACCUCACGGUAAGGACAAGACCUUUGGGAUGACAUCAGACAUGGCCCUCCAGGCAAUUAAAAAAGGACUGCAGGACCCCAACACAAGCUACAUCUACCACUGCCAGAAUCAUUACUUCUGUCCAAUCGGAUUUGAGGAUACACCCCUAAAAGCUGAGGAGGCUUACAGUGGACCCCUUGCCCAGGAGGACGUAGAAACACAUAUUCUGAUUGGAGACUGUGCAAUCAAACACCCAAGUAUACACUGCAAAAAAUGGGAGGAUAUUUCCAUCGACCUGAAUUGUGUCAAUCCUGAGUACCUUAACAUUCGUCGCCUGCAAGAAGGACUGCAGAAACGCAAGGCCAAAAAGCCUGGUGGUAAUCUUCAUUGCAUCAUGGCAUUUCGCAAAAACAAUUUUCAGUCUAUUCACAGAACUCAUAUCCCUGUGUUUGGGGGUGGGGCUAAAACAAGAACACGAUCAACAUCAAACCAAGCACUAAAUGUUUCACCGGGCACACACGUUUCUACAACAGGGACCCCCAUUAUGCCAAUGUCUGCUGACACAACUGCCAAACUUGGUAAUAAUAAUGAAAUCUCAAUGGGAGUGAAUCAUCAUUCUGAAGUGUUGCCUAGCAACGGAUUUGGUGACGGUGAGCAUCCACAGGUAGGAGAUGUAAAGCAGACAGAGGAGGAGGAGGAGAAUAUGUGUUCAGAGGAUGAAGAGGAUGAUGAAUAAGUCGUGAAUUUUUGGGAACAUUUGUUUUAUAAAUGUGUAUUAUACAAUUCUGUUAUUGGUUUACAAGACAGUAUGAUCUGCUGAUUUUCCAAACUCAUUAGCUCCUACAUCUCUGGUAAAUGUAUUUUGAAAUAUAUUUGUUUGAAUAGCGAGCUAUCUUAAUGUAAAUUAUUAUGGUUUAACCAAAAGUAAAUUUUGGGUUUCUUAAGAGACAAUGUUUACAAUACCUGGUAUUUACUACAAAAACUUAAAGAUUGGUAAUUUAUAGUCCUGUUAUAUUUUUGAUACAUGUUGAGUUGUACAGUUGUCUGGUGACAAAUGGUAACUAUUGUGGUCAUAUCACAAUGAACCGGGGAUGUUUUCAUUGAUCGCAUUCUAAACAGUUUGACCGAUUGAACCAGUUGUUUGUUUAUGAAAUAGGGAUGGACUUGGUUAUCUGAUGUUGCGUUCUGAUGAGCCUUGAUGAAGACUUCUAAGGCCUGUAUCUGCAUUUAUCCCAGAAAUAUCACAUAUAGAAAAAAUGGCCUUCUUGUUUGUUGGCAAAAAGAAACAGGCCCAUUGUCUUUAAAGUAGAUAAUUUUUAUUUUAAAAGUUGCCAGUUCAACUUGAAAGCCGAUACACUGUAUAGAAUGAAAAAGUGGAUAUUAAAUUCAACAUAUAUUGGAUGUUUCAAAAGGGAAUGGAAAAUUUAAUUCAGUGAAAUGAAGAUAGUUAUGUGUGUGAAUACAUUUCUUACAUAGAAUUUUGCUACAGUGCUGCAUAUUGAUCUGUUAGAUAUUUACAAGUGAUUUGAGGUGAAUUAUAAGUGUGCUAAAAGUGAUAUCUUAAAGAUCCCUGUACCACUGCCAAAGUCUAUCUAAACACUGGUUACUGGUUUUUCUGGCAUGAUAUAGCUAUUAUAAAUCAUUUCUGGAACGAAAACUAUGCCUUAUGAUAAAGUUGAAAUAAACGAAAUACAAUCAGUGUACUGUGUAAAAACAAUAAUAGCAGACCUAGACCAGGAUUCAAACAGCCUAGAUCUCUGUUGUUCUACUAUCGCUCUAACUGACUGAGCUACCUGGUCAACAGAAGUGUCCUUCCCAACUGUGCUACAGUUAAAUCCAGAACGAAAUUAAGGGGAGACAACUGUAUAUACGAAAAGCCAGAGUGCAGUGGGACAGGGACCCUUAACACAGUGAAGAUAUCACAAAUGCGAUGAUAUUCAGAAAAAUAUUGAAUCUCAAAUAUAUGCAAAAUUAAGGGAAUAUAAUGAAGGAGAACAAGUGUGACAUGUUUUCAUUGAUUGAUAUUUCUUGAAUUUUUUUUUUUUACAUGAAUAAGGACAAAAACUUACUAAAGGCCAAGUUGUAAAUUUUUUGCUGCCUGAAUAUUUUUACAAUUAACUGUGAUAAAAUGUACAGCUAGUGUAGUGUUUUGUCUGUAAUAUUGUUUUUCUGAUUGUAAGCCUCAUUGAUACUCGAGCUCUAACCCACUAGGUUCACCAGUUGUUGACCUUUAGAUGAUGAAACACCAUCUACAGUCACUCCAAAAUCUCAGUUCGUCUCAUUACACAGUGGAAUCUGUGUAAACAAUCUGUUAAAACUGACACUAGGAAAUUGUUGUCAACGAGUCAGGUAUCAUUGAGUAAAGUUUUUACUGCGAUGUAAUUAACAAGGGAGGCAACUGGAACAAUUUGCAGGUACAAAAUUUUACCACUGCUUAACAUGUGUUGUCAAUAUUAGACACAAAGGAAUACGUGUAAUGAAAAUCAUCAUUCUGGUGAAAUUUUAUAAUCUGUAUAAAACAUAAAUCUACAAAUUCUAAGUUCCCGGUAAUAUGUGUUCACCUGAUCACACAUUUUGUUUAUGAUUUACUGAAAUGCACACCUUGCUUUACAAUCUACAUACAAAUAAACAUAGGAAACAUACACUGUACAUAUACAUCUGUAAUAAUAUUAAGCAUUAAUUGAAAAUAUG